Fusarium graminearum PH-1 is the source of this 3612-nucleotide messenger RNA. RefSeq lists its product as uncharacterized. Gene Ontology annotation, molecular function: phosphopantetheine binding; S-adenosylmethionine-dependent methyltransferase activity. The record is from RefSeq and is a predicted model, not a curated record. The transcript has 2 exons. NCBI's taxonomy places the organism in Eukaryota, Fungi, Ascomycota, Sordariomycetes, Hypocreales, Nectriaceae. Gene Ontology annotation, biological process: secondary metabolite biosynthetic process; amino acid activation for nonribosomal peptide biosynthetic process. Gene Ontology annotation, cellular component: cytoplasm. The coding region runs from base 1 to 3612 and encodes 1203 amino acids.
AUGACAUACGACGAACUUGAAAAAGCCUCCGGCAUUAUUGAGGUAUGGCUGAGAAACAAGGGACUUGCGCCAGAGACUCUUGUUAGUGUCUUAGCACCACGCUCUUGUCAGGCAGUUGCUGCCAUCCUGGGUAUUCUCAAGGCCAACCUGGCUUACAUGCCUCUGGAUGUUAAGGCGCCAGCAUCUCGCAUUGGCGCAAUUCUCUCAGCGGCUCCGGGUCAUAGACUGAUUCUUGUUGGUCCCGAUGUGGUAUUCCCGGUGUUAUCACAAGCAGACGUCACACUUGUCUCCAUUCCAGAGAUCUUCAAAGCCCGACAAUCAGAGACUAUCACAGAUGCGACAAAACCCUCAGCAACAAGCCUGGCAUAUGUCAUGUUUACAUCGGGAUCAACUGGUCAACCCAAAGGUGUGAUGAUCGAGCACCGCGGCGUUGUGCGUGCUGCUGCUGUUCUUUCACCAAUUUGGGGUACAUGUCCCGUGGCACAUAUAGCAAACAUUGCCUUCGACACGUCCACGUCCGAGAUAUACACCCCUCUGUUCAACGGUGGCACAAUCAUAUGCGUUGAUGACAUGGUUGCUGUCGACGCACCCCGUCUAGGAGAGCUCUUUCACAAAGAAAAAGUCGAAGUUGCGGUGUUGGCGCCGGCAUUAUUGAAGCAGUGUCUCUCCGCUUCCCCAUCAACCUUGGAAGCGUUGCGUAUACUAUUCACAGCUGGAGAUCGACUGGAUGCCCAAGAUGCGAGAAGAGUACUGGAUUUGGUUCGUGAAGGUGUCUUCAAUUCUUACGGGCCUACCGAGAACUCGGUUUUGAGCACCUUGUAUCAACUGAGAAAAGAAGACAACUGUGUCAACGGUGUUCCAAUCGGGCGGCCUGUCGCAUACUCCGGCGCAUACGUCGUGGACCGUGAGUUGCGACCAGUUGCAUCGGGAGUGAUUGGAGAGCUCCUAGUUACUGGAGAUGGUGUUGCCCGCGGCUACACUGACCCAGCCCGGGACGAAGGUCGGUUUGUCAACAUUAUUCUCAUUGAAGGAAACGAACCGGUGAGGGCGUACCGGACCGGAGACCGUGUUCGGCGCCGCCCCGUUGAUGGGCUGCUGGAAUUCUUCGGACGCCUAGACUACCAAGUCAAGAUCAGGGGCCACCGUGUCGAGCUACCGGAGGUGGAACAGGCCCUGAUGAUGGCAAAUGAGACUGUCAUAGAUGCUGUGACAGUCGUUCGUGAAGUUGGGGAAGAGAGUGAUCGAGAUGUUGAGCUUGUCAGUUUCGUCACAAUCUCCGAGGCGGAUGUGAGCGAUAGUAGCCACACAAAUGGCGAGACCUCAGGCGCAUUGGCUGCCGAGGACAAAACGGAGCAGGGACAAGUCGACGCAUGGAAAGAACACUUUGACAAGUCAUCAUACGCUGACAUCGAAAGCCACAUUGAUACUGACAAGCUGGGAAGGGACUUUAUCGGGUGGACUUCCAUGUAUGAUGGGAAGCCCAUCAACCUGACCGAGAUGAACGAAUGGUUGGACGAUACCAUGACAACACUUCUUGGUGGAGGGGAGCCUAGGAAUGUUCUUGAGAUCGGGACAGGAAGUGGUAUGAUCCUGUUCAACCUCCCCCGAUCUAUAGAAAGCUACGUUGGUCUAGAACUUUCAGAGCAGGCGGCCGCUUUCGCGAACAAAGCAGCCAAUACGAUUCCGGUUUUAAAGGGGAAAGUCGAUGUGCGUGUCGGCACAGUUACUGACCUUAACUCCAUCGAUAACCCUCGCUUUAACAACCCGGAUUUGGUCGUCAUCAACUCCACAGUUCAGUACUUCCCCGGACCAGAAUAUCUCCUAAAGGCGAUCGAGAAUCUCCUACAGUUGGGUAGUGUUGAAAGACUGUUUAUAGGUGACGUGCGGUCAUAUGCCCUAUAUCGAGAGUUCCAAGUCAGCAAAGCACUUCACGGUAUCAACUUCUAUUCACAGGGAAUCAGUCUCGAUUCUCUUCAACAGAGUAUGGCGGCUAUCGAACGUGCGGAAGAGGAGUUACUUGUCGACCCGGCCUUCUUCACUGCUCUCAAGGAGAGACUACCGAAUCUGGUUGAACACGUUGAGAUUCUGCCCAAGCAUAUGGUGGCUACCAACGAGCUGAGCUGUUAUCGGUAUGCCGUUGUGAUACAUGGCAAACCUGUCUCUAAAUCGGCCAACAAACUUCCGGUGCGAGAGCUUGGAGACGGCCAGUGGAUUGAUUUCCAGAAGAACCAGUUGACCCGCCAGUCGCUCCUUGAUAUGCUGGAUGGUCGUGCCAAGACGAACUCUGACCCUGAGCUUGACAUUGUUGCCAUCAGCAACAUUCCAUUCAGCAAGAUCGUGUUUGAGCGUGGUGUUCUCGGACACUACGAUAACAACAAUGGCCGCAAAAGCACAGAUUCAGUAGACUGGCUUGAAGGUUGCCGCGUUUCUGCUACUACUUCGAUUGACACUGGCGGCUCCCUCUCGGCUGUGGACCUGCAUGAAAUCGCUGGUUCUGCAGGAUACUUGAUCCAAAUCAGCUGCGCUCGACAGGAGUCACAAAACGGUGGCAUUGAUGCUGUUUUCUACCGCGACCCUUGUCCUGAAAGAGUAUCCCGAAUUCUAUUCAACUUCCCGACCGACCACCAAGGACGGGACUGGAAGUCGUUCACGAACGACCCACUGCAACAACGACACUGGAGACAAGUGGAAGAGAAACUUCGAUCACAUCUCAAAGCACGUCUGCCAUCGUAUAUGGUACCCUCUGUCGUUCGGGUGCUGGAAGCUAUGCCCCUGAAUGACAACGGCAAAGUCGACCGUCGAGAGUUGACCAAGAAGGCACAGACUCUGGUAGUUUCCAAGUCGUUCUCUGGUAGUUCAUCAGCUUCCAAGUCCAAGGAUCAUCCACGGACUGAACUUGAACACGCAGUGUGUGAUGAAUUCGCAAGUGUCCUCGGCCUGAGCCAGGAUGAUGUUGGCAUUUCUGACGACUUUUAUCACUUGGGCGGACACUCACUCCAGGCUGCUAGACUGGUAUCACGUUUGAACCAGCGACUUGGCUGUCGACUAUAUGUGUCAGAUCUAGUCCGCUCACCGACACCAAUGGCACUUGGUUCGCUAAUAGCCAACUUGCCGACCAACAUCCCCAACGGCAAUGGAGUAAACGGCGACAAGAGUGAUGGGACAAAGCUAAUUAUCAAUGGGCAAGUCAAUAACAACCUAGAACCACCAAGAGGGUUCUCGGAACUGUACAGUCGACCCCAGUCCAAGUUCACCAUUGUCCUGAUCCAUGGCCUUUGGGGUCAGGGCAGUGUCUUCGCACCCAUGAUUCCUUUUCUUGAUCCUCUAUUCGACGUUCUGGUUCUCGAUGACCCCUUCUUUGGUCAAGCUCAAGGACCCGAGUCAAUUCAGCAAUGGGCCAAGAUUUACCUGGACCAUGUACAGGAGCGACUAGGCAACAAGUCUGGAAGCACUCUCAUAUUUGGAGGGUACUCCCUUGGUGGGCUUAUUGCAUAUGAGAUGGCUUCGCUUUGGUAUUCGAGACAUGGCGAAUAUCAGGCUCUGCUACUUCUUCUUGACGCAGCGAUCUGUCUACGAUCAAGCCAUACCUCGGUCCUUGCUUUUGCUUGUUGA